Messenger RNA from Neurospora tetraspora, 1249 nucleotides. RefSeq lists its product as uncharacterized. Bases 91 to 1035 code for a protein of 314 amino acids. NCBI's taxonomy places the organism in Eukaryota, Fungi, Ascomycota, Sordariomycetes, Sordariales, Sordariaceae. The record is from RefSeq and is a predicted model, not a curated record. The transcript has a single exon.
CAACAAAAAGAAAGAGCAUAAACUGCCUUCCACUACACGCUUACCUGCGCCUUCCGUCCUUGUCCAGAAAACAAAACACAAACCAAUAACAUGGCAUCUACCCCGCCUCAAAUACGGCAAGGACGGCCAGAGUCGCCUGAUUCCGAUCUAAGCACCGCUUCUCCAGCCGGCAGCGAGCACAACCGGAGCUCUCACUUUGGCGAGGACGACUCCUUUGACCAAAACAUCCAGUCACCUCAGUCGCCUCAGUCACCUCAGUCGCCUCAGUCACCUCAGUCGCCUCAGUCGCCUCAGCUCCUCUCGCCUCUCCAGCCAGUGCGCUCAAUGCCCAUCGUCCCCAUCAUGGACAGCAACAGCGGCAACUCAAGCGGCCCAGACAGCGACGACGACAUGGCCAACAGCCCCAGUGACCACGGCAAUAACGCAGAGCCGACAGUCACCCAAUUCCAACAGGAUCAAGCAAACCGCUCCUCCUCCUUCCUCCCUGCCACAGUUUUCCAAGGCAGUAACAACAACCAUAACAACAACUCACAGCGCCCCCAGGUCAAGACUCCUGAGCCGCGCAACAACACCACCACUCCCACCAACGAACCGAUUACCAUCACCAACCAAAACAGUAACAACCAAGGCAACAAUAACAACAGCCUCCAUCAGACCCUCAACCCAAUCAAAACCUCCAUCAACCCAACCCCUCGAAACAUCCUCGCCGCGCACACCCUCUCGUCGCCCAGCACCCCAGGAACCCUACCAAACUUCGACUGGGACGACUUCGUCACGCGCUACACCGAGUCUCUCUCAGCCGCCGACGCCCAAGAGCAAGAACUCCUCGAAGAGUUCCAGGAGCUGGUCCAGUACUUCAACGUGUGGGCCUCAUCCUCAUCGGCUCACGACACGGACCGCGCCGUCAAGCGCCUGCAGACGCGCGAGCGGUACGUGCGCCUCUCUGAACAGAAUCUGGCGCAGAGGAGAAAGCAUUUGACGGAGGUGGUGAGGGCUUUUCAGAGCGCGCUGGCGCUGUUGAGUCAGUCUUCUUGAUGGAUUUCAUGGUUGAGACAAAAAGUAGUGGUUGAUCUUAUUUAUGGUGGUGAGGGAGGAGGAGCGGAGCAGUAUUAGCACAUGACUGCUUCAACAGAAAACUAAAACAAAAAAAGAAAAAAAAGAAAAACUAAAGGCGUGGUCCCCGUGGCGGCUUUGACCGUGGGCCGGACUCAUGCCGUGGUGGAGGGUAGUUUGGAAGAGGGGAAGGCGU